Hypanus sabinus (Atlantic stingray) is the source of this 1625-nucleotide messenger RNA. RefSeq names its product lysosome membrane protein 2-like. Gene Ontology annotation, cellular component: lysosome; membrane; cytoplasm. The transcript is spliced from 13 exons. NCBI's taxonomy places the organism in Eukaryota, Metazoa, Chordata, Chondrichthyes, Myliobatiformes, Dasyatidae. Gene Ontology annotation, molecular function: scavenger receptor activity. Gene Ontology annotation, biological process: protein targeting to lysosome; receptor-mediated endocytosis. The record is from RefSeq and is a predicted model, not a curated record. Bases 65 to 1615 code for a protein of 516 amino acids.
AACGCUGCAAGUUAUCAGUUUCCGUCAUAUAGCGCAGUAGCAGGCCUUUCGGCCCAACUCCCUCAUGCUGACCGAUCUGAACUACUCCCAUUUACCUGCAGUUUACACAUAUCCCGACCAGCUUUUUCCAAUCCUGUGCAAUGACCCUUCCAUACCAGGACUGAAGAGAUUUGUUACUAGAAUGAUUUUCCUUGGUCAUGGACAUUUAGAAACAAGGGCCACAGCCCAAGGAAAUGGGGUCUGCGAUGAGGAGGAAUUUCAUCACCAGAUGCAGCAUAUGAAGCUGAAGCUGAACAGCGAGGCAUAUAAGAACUGGAAGGACCCUCCUGUUCCCGUCUACAUGCAGAUCUUCUUUUUCCAUAUUGAAAACCCAGAAGAAAUACUUAAAGGCAACCAGCCCAUGGUGAGGGAAGUCGGACCCUACACAUACAUGGAGCUCAGACACAGGUCUAACGUGUUACUAUUUGAAAAUGCCACAAUCUCUGCUGCUACUCAGAAAAGUUUUAUAUUCCAACCGGCUAUGUCUGUAGGUGACCCUAGAGUCGAUGUCAUUACAACAAUCAACAUUCCCUUUGUAGCUCUGCUGGAAUCACUAAAACACAUCGGUGCAUCCCAGAAAAUUUUCUUCUCCUUCUUGUUUGCCAUGAAGAGCAGUGCAAUCUUUCAAACUCACAGUGUGGAGGAGCUGCUGUGGGGUUACGAGGAUCCUCUGCUGAGUCUUGGACACAAACUACUGCCAUCCUAUUUUCCCGACAGCCGAUUUGGUCUUUUCUAUGGUAUGAAUGGAACAGAUGAUGGAGAGUAUUUGUUUAGCACUGGCAAAAAAGAUUACAUGGAUUUCAGCAAAAUAUUAAUGUGGAAAGGACAAAAAUCACUUAACUGGUGGGCAUCGAAUACCUCGAACAUGAUUAAUGGAACAGAUGGAGCCACCUUCCACCCGUUAAUAAAAAAAGAUGAAGCCCUCUACAUUUUUGCUCCUGAUAUUUGCAGGUCUCUGUACUUGACAUUUGAAAAAGAAGUUAAGGUAAAAGGAAUCAGUGCAUAUCGAUUCAUCGUUCCCAAAGAGAUUUUUUCAAUUGACAGUCUCAGUAUCGAAGGAUUUUGUCCAGCAAUGAACUGCCAUCUGUCCGGAGUCCUGAACAUCAGCGUCUGUAAGCAAGGAGUUCCUAUCUUCAUAUCAUCUCCUCAUUUUUACAAUGGGGAUGAGAAAUUAGUGAGUGACAUACUCGGAAUGAAACCUGAUAUGGAAGCUCAUCAAACGUUUCUCGACUUAGAACCAAUGACUGGUAUCCCUAUCAGAGCAGCCAAGAGAAUGCAGCUCAACAUCCACAUCCAGGCCGUGGACUAUGUCUUCCAAACUGGUCGAAUAAGGACAAUGCUCUUACCGGUUAUCUUUUUAAAUGAGAAUGCUGUGAUUGAUGACAAAUCAGCUGUUAAAUUGAAAUGGGCGCUUCAUAUUAUAAAGGUUGUGUUCUACAUUCCUUACAUUAUCCUAUGGGUUGGAAUCCUGCUAUUUUUGAUUUCUCUUACUCUCAUCUUUGUCAUGUGCAGAUGCAAAAAGAAUAAGGAAUAUGCACCUGUAGCUUUAAAACUGCCAAAUAUUGAAAUGCACUGAUGGAUGUCAG